Camellia sinensis is the source of this 942-nucleotide messenger RNA. The record is from RefSeq and is a predicted model, not a curated record. NCBI's taxonomy places the organism in Eukaryota, Viridiplantae, Streptophyta, Magnoliopsida, Ericales, Theaceae.
AUGCAAGCCUACCCUUUCGAAUGGUAUGAUAUAGAAUAUGCAUAUUAUAGACAUUCACUAUUUCCAAUCACAAAUAAUUACCAUAACAGCAGCCAAGGUCACGUGGUCUAUGCGGUACCUGAUGAUUUUUUAAUUCAGCAGUCCCUAUUAUCUUGCAAAAAGUUAUAUCCCGUAACAUCAAUAGAUUCCCCUCUAUCUGGUUCUCCUGAUAUAGAUACUAAUGAACUUCGAUUGAGUUGGUCCAAGCCCAUAUAUGGGAGGUGUGAAGAAAUAGGCAAGUAUUGUAGAUUGAGGAGGAGGAAUAAUAACAACAACAGCAGCAGGAAACAUAAAGAAAUUGAAUGCUUUGACAAUAACAUACAUAACCCACCACCAAUUACUACUGGUGUGAUACCACCUGGCUUGAUUCUUCUUCUUGUAGUCAUGGUCACAAUAUAUUUUGUCCACAUAUCAAAUAAAUUAAAGAAAGAGGAUCAAGUAAAAAUUGAAAGAUUUUUGGAGGAUUACAUAACUCUCAAACCUACUAGAUACACUUAUGCCGAGAUUAAGAAAAUUACUAACAAUUUUAAGGAAAAACUAGGCCAAGGAGGUUAUGGAACAGUGUACAAGGGAAAACUUUCCAAUGACAUCCACAUUGCAGCCAAGAUCCUCAACGAUGUCAAGGGGAAUGGGGACGACUUCAUCAACGAAAUGGGAACAUUAGGCAGAAUCCACCACAUCAAUGUGGUUUGCCUGGUCAGAUACUGUGCCGAUGGAUUUAAAAGAGCUCUCGCUUAUGAGAACUUGCCAAAUGAUUCGUUAGAGAAGUUUAUAUCAUCUAAUCAAGAAAAAUGUUCACUUGGUUGGGAGAAGCUACAAGGUAUUGCUCUUGGCAUAGUGUCAAGCUUAUUGAUUGCUAUUUUGUGGCUUGUCUCCAAUCUUGUGGCUCAUCAACUUAACUAA